AUGGUAGCCGCACCAAGCGAAAAUAAAAGUAAUGCUGAAGAAAAUGCAAUUAAUUUGGCAGCAGUCGCAAUUCUCAGCGACUGUGACGAUAUCUCCGAUAUUGAUGGAGAAGAUUUGGCCAAUGAAUUGCACAAAACACUAAAUUCAAGACGCGUCUCAACGCUACAGAAAAGCAUUUUCAAUACGACGCUCGACUUUACGGAAUUGCCCGCUGGUUGUCAGCAGAUUGACGCGGCUGUGAAAGCCUUCAAGGCGCACGUCGAGCAGGAGAAAGCAUCGUGGCACACCCUGUGCCUAAAGAACCCUGUGAAACCAUCGGGUGCACCAAAGCCCAGCCAGGAGCAACAGGAGUAUUUGAAUAAAGGACCCAAUAUAAAAAAUAUUAUGCGGGAAUUUGGCGCAUUCAUGAAUAAAGGUACCAGAUUCCUAGUGGAAUCGGAGGAAAUGCUGGAUUUAGUGGAAGAUGUCAAGGAUGAGUGUCGGAAAAAUGUGCGCGUCGAGCAAAAUAACAACAUUAUGAAAUGUUUGUCCAAAUUCAAGAAAAAUGAAUUUUAAAAUUAAUAAAAUACACGAAUU
Drosophila innubila is the source of this 576-nucleotide messenger RNA. RefSeq lists its product as uncharacterized. The coding region runs from base 1 to 555 and encodes 184 amino acids. The transcript has 2 exons. The record is from RefSeq and is a predicted model, not a curated record. Lineage: Eukaryota; Metazoa; Arthropoda; Insecta; Diptera; Drosophilidae.